AUGGCAUAUCGAAAUCAUGGAGAUGAGAAGGUCGACAUAGAAGCAGAACCAGUCCAGAUCCCUCCCCUACUCGAUAUUCCCAUCGAGGAGAAAGCAAAUGUCCUACCACCGCCUGCUCCACCUCCUGAUGGUGGCUUGCGAGCAUGGCUCCAAGUACUCGGCUGCUACCUCGUCUUCUUCAAUGUCUGGGGAUUUACCUUCGCAUUCGGACUUUUCCAGAACUACUAUGAGACGAACUUACUCCGAAACAUGAACCCAUCUGCCAUCUCCUGGGUCGGCACGACAGGCUCAUACCUCCUGAUCGUCACCGGUGUGAUUUCAGGCCCUCUUUUCGACCUCGGCUUCUAUCGCGUAAUGCUAUUCGGUGGCGCCGCCGUCUCGACGUUCGGCUGUAUGAUGUUGAGUCUCUCGACGAAAUACUACCAAAUCCUCCUCUCACAGGGUAUAUGCAUGGGACUGGGAUGUGGGGUGUUGUACGUCCCUGGCCUGGCCUUAGUGAGCCGUUCGUUUACGACCCGUCGUGCCGUGGCGCUGGGGAUCGUGACCUGUGGUGCUCCCAUCGGUGGCAUCAUCUACACCAUCGUCUUCAACCAGCUCAUCGAUGGUAUCGGCUUCGACUGGACCGUGCGAGUCAUGGGUUUCAUCAUGUUCACCUCUUUUUCUAUUGCUUUCCCACUGCUGCUCUGGGGCGCGGGAAAUACCGGCGACAUUGCGGCAGGUACCACGCGCAAGAUCUUUGACAAGAAUGCCUUCUCAGAUCUGGGAUUCUGGCUCUACACGUGGUCGAACUUCUUCAUCUUCUGUGGCUAUCUGGUUCCCUUCUUCUAUAUACCGAGCUACGCACAGCUUGAGCUUGGGACGUCUCGAUCGUUAGCUCUUUACUCGAUAGUGAUCGCAUCCGGUUCUUCGGUGAUUGGUCGAAUGGUUGCAGCGUUUGUGGCGGGGCGUACCGGUGCAAUGAUACCUUGGAUCACAUGUGUCGUUGUGUCUGCAGUAAUGUGUCUUGCUUGGAUUGGCAUUCACAGCGUCCCUGCCUUUCUGGCCUUCGCUGCUCUCUAUGGCGGCUUCAGCGGUGCGCUCAUCCCACUUCCGCCCACCAUCUUCCCUACUGUGUGUCCCGACCCAAAGGUGCUGGGCGCUCGAUUAGGUAUGGCGCAGGCAAUCGGUGCGUUUGCCUCAUUGAUCGGCAGCCCCAUCGCCGGAGCCCUGGUCAAUAGUGGUGGUGACAGUGGUACCGGCCAGGGCUAUCUAGGUCUCCAGCUCUUUUGUGGGUGCAUGAUGCUCUUUGGCUCGGUGUUGUUGUCCGCGCUGUGGUUCUAUUUGUUCAGGAAGCGGAAGACGAAGAUUUUGAUCUAA
Molecule: messenger RNA, 1356 nt
Organism: Exophiala bonariae
Lineage: Eukaryota; Fungi; Ascomycota; Eurotiomycetes; Chaetothyriales; Herpotrichiellaceae
Exons: 3
Coding region: 1-1356 (451 amino acids)
Biological process (GO): transmembrane transport
Cellular component (GO): membrane
Molecular function (GO): transmembrane transporter activity
Source: RefSeq, a predicted model, not a curated record